AAUGUAUAACUAAGCGCAAUCUAUCAGUGGAAAUUAAUAAGUAAUAUGGAUUAUUUCGUUUGCCGACAGCGUGAUGGAGAGUCGAGUGGGACUGGACUACAUAGUGGAACAUGCAGAGUAUGCAAGCAAGCUCGCAGCCGCGCUCACCUCCCCAGCCGCACCAGUCAAGAAACAGGUGUUUGAGCUGCUGUCUGCGUUAUGUGUUUACAAUGCAGAAGGAUACGCUCGGGCCGUCGACACACUCGAACGAUAUAAGGCAAAGUUAUACAAUAUAUUCGACUACACGCUUGCUGUUUGUUUUAUAAAUGUCUUGGAACAUGUAAAUGGUCGUUGUGCUCGGUAUUUGGUUAGCCUCAAAGGUGAACGGUACAGGUUGAGCGUGGUGGUGGAAGAAUUGAAGACCGCUUGUUCAGUUGACUACAAGACAGCACUGGUUGCCUUCGUGAACUGCCUGAUAAUAUCUGCACCUCGUCUCCCUGACCGCACUAGAGUGAGGAAUGAACUCAUUGGUCUUGGACUGCUACCAACUUUAAACAGCUUCAGACAUGAAGCAACCAGCCAUCCAGACUUGGGCGUCCAACUGGACGUGUUUGAGGAACAGAGGGAAAGCGAUGAGGCUCAGGGCCCCGGUGGAAUCAACCUUAACUCGCAUUUAGACGUAUUCUACGCUAUCCUAAAGCAGGUGGCUGACACUCCUCAAGAGAUACCAUUCCUGAGUAUUUUACAACACCUAUUACGCAUCGAUCCCAAAGAACCAGUCAGCGAUAUCAUUUGGGACACUGCCGAAACCUUAGUUCAUCGCGCUACUUUACUAGAAAGCAGAGAAGAUGCUGCUAAGCUGCUCCGAGCUCCAAGUAUCCAGGCUAAAAUGGGGUGCACGUGUCAGCACCGUGACGUGGCCGCAGCGGGUAGGAAGCAAAGUCUACAACGAGCGCUAUCACCACCACCUGUGCCCGCGCCACCUCCACCAAUGAUUCCGCCGCCGCUGGCACCUUGCAUGCCUCCUCCACCCCCUCCUGGGGGACCUCCUCCUCCCCCGGGUGGUCCUCCACCUCCCCCAGCUCCUCCUCACACUGCACCAGCCCCUCCCCCACCGCCCGUCAUAGACAUCAAGCUGCCGCAGCAGGAGACACCGAUACCCAAAACAAAGAUGAAAACCAUCAACUGGAAUAAAAUACCGAACAACAAAGUUAUUGGGCAAAACAAUAUCUGGUCUUUGGUCGCAUCCAGCCAUAAGCACUCACCGAAAACAGAACUCGACUGGAGCGAAAUAGAAGGACUCUUUUGUCAACAGAUCCAACCUACCGGAUCGGCGGGCUCCUCGCCUCGUCUCGGCCGCAGUCCCAUAUGCGACAGCUCCGGAGAGAGGAAACCUAGGAAGGAGUCUUCAGAGAUCACGUUACUAGAUGGCAAAAGGAGCCUGAACGUUAACAUCUUCCUGAAACAAUUUCGAAGUUCGAACGAGGACAUAAUCCAGCUGAUCCGCGAGGGGUCGCACGAUGACGUGGGCGCGGAGAAACUGCGCGGGCUGCUGAAGCUGCUGCCGGAGCACGACGAAUGCGACAUGCUGCGCGCCUUCACCGGCGACCGUGCCAAGCUCGCGCGCGCCGAGCGAUUCCUACUGCAGCUCAUACACCUGCCCGACUAUAAACUUCGGAUAGAAUGCAUGCUGUUGAAAGAAGAAUGGUCUUCGACUGCCGGUUAUCUCGAAAGUGCCAUCAAUGCUAUCCUUGUAGCAGGAGACGACCUCAUGUCGUCUAGAGCUCUACAGGAGGUGCUAUAUAUAGCUUUGAUCGCGGGCAACUUUCUGAACGCGGGUGGAUACGCAGGCGGCGCUGCCGGCGUCAGACUCGCCUCCCUGCAGAAGUUAGCAGACAUACGCGCUAACAAACCCGCAAUGACGUUAAUGCACUACCUUGCGAUGCAAGUGGAACGCAAGAACAAGGAGCUGAUCCACUUCGCAGAUGACACGCGAGUGCUGGAUGAAGCUGCCAAAGCGAGCGUGGAGCAAUUGUACAAUGAGAUCAAAACACUUGCGCAACGAGUGAGCUUACUAAAGAAAGAGACGCAGGCGCCGAACACGCAGCAAGACAUAAAAGACCAGAUGGGAGACUUUCUUCAGGUGGCCGAGCAGGAGGUAGCAGCUUUAAACAAAGAUAUGGAGGAAGUCGAGAGCAUGAGGAAACAAUUGGCUGAGUUCUUCUGCGAAGAUCCCGUCUCCUUCAAGCUCGAAGAAUGUUUCAAGACGUUCGCGUCGUUCUGCAGCAAGUUCAGGAGUGCGGUGGCUGAGAACGAGCGCCGUCGCGCCCACGAAGAACAGGCAGCCGCCCGCCGCCGUGCGCGUGAUAUGCAGCAUCGCCCGCAAGGUGGUAGCGUAUGCAGUACCCCUGUGUCAGAGUGCGAGUCGUUGAUGGAGUCGCUGUUGUCAGACAUCAGGAACGGACUCGGGCGACGCUCGCUGCGUCGACCGCACGAUGUCUCACCCUCACCAGAUGUGACUCCGACGGGCAGCCUGCGGAGGCGCAGCCGGGCCAGUCCUGGUGCUGACGAGGAGGGUCUACUCGAGUUCCUAAGGCAUUCCUCUCCCGCCGCCAACGAUCUGCGCGAGAGGAGCGCCUGGGGCAGUCUCGACCGGUCGUGGUCGCGGCGCGGAGUGUCGCGCGCGCGCCUCGAGAUACCGGAACGGGAGCGCGCCCCCUCGCCCCGCGCACCGCCAGCACCCGCCCCCGCCCCCGCGCCGUCCCCGGACCCACCGCAGAAACCCAAAGAAUGGAGGCAGAAGAUCGAAUCAUGGCUGCGCGCGAACAGUCAAGAAGAAAAGCGUGAGGGUGAGCUUAGAGAGCGCGCGCGACGACUGCAGGCCAACAGGCGCUCCUUGGAAAACGACUCCGAGAGCGAACGAAGCACGACACUGGACACGCUGCCUGAGGGCCGCGCUGAAUGGAGGCCUGCUGUGCUACACGACAGCGACGUCGUCAGAACUAUUGAGGCUGUUGAGGAUGUUCAACCGCAAACGAAAGACAACCGGGUGCCUUGGAGAAAGACUGAAGAGAACGAAGAGAUGAGACGCCUUAGACGACAGCGGUCACGCCAGCAAAUAGAGUCUCCACCACCUUUAGUUUCCAUAUCCGAAGAAGAGAAACGAAAACUGCCCGAUAUACGUGUCACUAGUGAUAGAGAGCCCAGACUGGAACGAACUGAUAGAGAAAUUGAUGCUGAUAAUAUUGAAACACCCCCUGUCCAAAGAAAAAUGUUUAAUCCACCCCCAGAACGAGAACCAUGCAGAAAAUUCCAACCUUCAAUUUCGAAGUUAAAUUUGAAUGAAAAAGCUUCCACAGAAAUGAAAGACUUGUGUCAAGAAAUAUUGGGUGAUGGCCAGUUUGAUAGGUUCUCCGCUGCUAGAAGAACGAGAAGAUACAAAAGAAACACCGACUCGAGUUCGCCGGAAGACGAAAAGAAACCUGAAUCUACUCCAGAACUAGUGGCUGAAACUCAAAUUAUAAGACCUUCAAAAUUAGAUGUCCAAGCAUCAUAUGCGGUUGAAACACCACAAGAAGUGGCGAAACCUAUCGACGAAGUUGUGAAAGAUGAAAAAGAGAGUAGGCUGAAACGAUGGCAGGACAGACUUAAAAGCCAAAGCUCAACGACAACCCCGACCAAAGAUACGAGAACCUCUUACGCGAGAAUGAGGCGGCGAACCUCUAUCAACCAAGAAGACGUGCAAAAAGCAAUCAGGGAACUCAAAUCUCCAACAGAGCCUCCUACAGGAGUAUGGUCAAGGAACACUUAUAGAAAAUCAAUGAAUACCAAACCUGAAAAACCUGUGACAGAGAGGACUACGUCACCUCGUAUUUCUAAAGUGAAGAGCGAACACGAAUUAAAUGAUGAAGGUUUCGAAGAAACCCAAAGUUUGAACUCAGAAAGUGCAUCGCAAGGUGCAUCGUCCGGUUGUAACGUGGAAUGUGACUCACCAGUUCCAAAAAUUAGGAAAUCCCCUGAAAUUCCAAAGAGAAUGCCGACCAAAGACACCAGAACACUCCCUAGAACACCUUUAGACCCAAAACGAACUGCAGUUCCCAAAAGGACAAACUCUUUGAGAGUCGAAAGGUCUACUUCCCGGGCGUCACUUCGAAGUUCUAGAAGUUCUUUAAAUAGUUCCGCAUCAGUGGCUACAGUAAAAAGAGCUCCCGUUCCAAUUAAACCUGCCAUUAAGCCUACUCCAAAGCCGGUAACCAGAAUGCCAGCAUCGAGGUCUUCUUCAUCGGGCAGUUCUAUUGGAACAGCAAGACCACCUCUCAAAAGCGUAACAAGAACAUCAGGGUUCAUGAGACCCACUCAAGCUUCCAAAGGCAGAGGUGGUUUGAAUCCUCAGCAGGUUAUAAGAGCCAGUGCGAAAUAAACCAAACGAAACAUUUCAAGGAUAACUCUAGUUAUAUAUAGUGCCUUAUGUUUAUGUGGCCUUAAAAAUCACUCUAUUUUGGAAAUCAACGACUAAUAAAAUACUACAGAUAUUUUCGAUUAAGUACAAGUAGUUUUAUGCAUGAUGUCAAUCUACAUUUUAUAGAUUUUGAAAGUCGGUUGUAAAGAAAUUAAGAAUGAACGUUAACUUGUUAUAUUUUACAUAUGAAACGAGUAACCCUAUUUAUUAUAGCGUUGUCUCUUUCUUUUUUGUGAAAUUAACGAAACGUAUUUUACGGGCAUGUAUCUAGUUAAAAAAUAUUAUAAAAAAAAUAACCAAUAAAAUAAUUAUUGAAAUCUUCAGAUGUCACAUAGGCGCUAGAAUCUCAAUCAAAUCUGAAGUUUUCAAUGACUGAUAAUUUUAAAUUUAAUUUAUAAAUUAAGUUUUUUUUAAUUCCCAAUGGAUCUGUAAAGAAAUAUAAACCCGUACGAAGAUUUAAAUAAAAAGGUCUUUUAAAAAGUACGUAAACAUUUUAUAAUAAAGCAUUCUCUUGACAUAUUAAGUGCCACGAUUUUAAAGUACGGGUAUUUUAAAUUUAUUUAAGGUACAUAUAUCUAGUUUUGACCGGAAUGAUCUGUUAUCAUACCGUGUUCAUAAUUAUCCAUUAAGAAACCAAUAUCAAAGUCAUUAUUAUAUUAUAAAUAUAUAUUUAUUCAAUUAAGAUACUCGUUAGUUUAUUUUAUAUUACUACAUUAUGAGAACGUAAAUAUUGAUCUGAUUUUAUACGUAAUACUGAUAAUUAAAACAUGUUAUUAUUAUUAUAGAUCUUUAAAAAAAAUAACUAUGUCACAAAGUACAGGAGUACAUUUUUUAUUAUAAUUAAAAAAAAAGAUAAAUAAUU
Messenger RNA from Diatraea saccharalis (sugarcane borer), 5300 nucleotides. The record is from the annotation of a GenBank genome assembly. NCBI's taxonomy places the organism in Eukaryota, Metazoa, Arthropoda, Insecta, Lepidoptera, Crambidae.